Messenger RNA from Trypanosoma grayi, 1011 nucleotides. RefSeq lists its product as hypothetical. The transcript has a single exon. NCBI's taxonomy places the organism in Eukaryota, Euglenozoa, Kinetoplastea, Trypanosomatida, Trypanosomatidae. Bases 1 to 1011 code for a protein of 336 amino acids. The record is from RefSeq and is a predicted model, not a curated record.
AUGAAGAGCCUCCGGCUACGUACCGCAGUGAUGCGCCAAGGAGUGUUGGGGCUCAGCGGUGCACUCCACCAGCCAAAGGAACGACACACUCCAACGUCGUAUUCGGCAGUCGGCGUCCCCAGCAGGCACCGUCGUCAGCAGGGAGGGAGGCACAGAGGGCAGCGGCGCAGUGCAGUGGGGCAGGAAGAAACAACCCACAGCCACCCAAACAGACACACACUCAGAAGGAAAGCACUCGACGCACAGCCACAGCGCACAGUGCAGCCAUCACGGGUCUCUCCCUCGCAGAGCGUCGCAGCGUCUUCAAAGCAGCGAUACCCCACGCAGCCCACCACUGCAGUCCCAAUAAGGGGGCGCCGGCAAGGCACAGACGCACGCAUCUCCACCACAGCCACCAAAGAAAGAAACACACAGAGCAGGAGCAGCCACUGCCCACAGCACGUACGGGGCGCACAGCUGGGCCACAGGUGUUGUCGCAGCUCCGCCGCGCAGCCGCACACACGACACCGCCGCACAGACCACACAGCACACUCCACACACGCACAUCACACAGCGCAGCACCACAGACAACACAAAUGUGGCCCACACCGUCACUCCACAGCAGCACAAGGACCACACGAAUGCCCCUCAGCCACAGCAGCCGUGCACAAGGGCACACCUUGCACGCACAGCACCGUUCGUCACAGCGGCACCCUGCAGGGAAGUAGCCGCCCAGCACAAACUCCGCAGCUCCACUGCGUGUUGUCGCGGCGGGGCAGUCACCCCAUCUCACACACAACAGCCACCGUUGCCACCACCACCACCACCACCACCAUCACGCCCCCUGAGCCCACUGUCUACAGCAGAAGAGAAGAGGCACACACCACGCCCGCAGGCACAUACGCACACGACGCACCACUAUGGGAGAGACCAGCAGCCACACAGGCACAACAAAGGAAUCCAAGAAGGAUCGCAUCACUUACCGAAAACAAUCAAACAACGGGGCACAGCACAAAUGGCCCGCUUGAGUGA